GGCGCAGGACCCAGGCGUCCGACCCCGGGCUCCGCUGGGGUCCCCGCCCCCGGGCCCCCGCCCCACCCCCGCCCACCUCGGCCCACGCGACCCUCUCGGCCACCCCCGCGCGGAAAGGGGCCAGUCCCCGACGGCUACGGGAAGGUACCAGCCCUCCCCGGAUGGGCAUCGUGGAGCCGGGCUGCGGAGACAUGCUGACGGGCACCGAGCCGAUGCCGGCGAGCGACGAGGGCCGGGCGCCUGGCGCCGACCCGCAGAACCGCUACUUCUACUCGGAGCCCUGCUCGCAGGACGCGGCCGACCGUCGCGGGGGCGCCGGCCUGGGGGCGCCCUACGCCGGGGGCGCCUUGGUGCCCGCCCCGCCGGGCCGCUUCCUCGGAGCCUACGCCUACCCGCCCCGGCCUCAGGCCGCCGUCUUUCCUGGCGCGGCCGAGCCCUUCCCGCCGACGGCGGGCGCCGAGGGCUACCAGCAGGGGGACGGCUACGCGGCCCCGGACCCGCGUCCCGGCCUCUACCCCGGGCCGCGCGAGGACUAUGCGCUGCCCGCGGGGCUGGAGGUGUCCGGGAAGCUGAGAGUGGCGCUCAACAACCACCUGUUGUGGUCCAAGUUUAAUCAGCACCAGACGGAGAUGAUCAUCACCAAGCAGGGGCGGCGAAUGUUCCCAUUCCUGUCAUUUACUGUGGCCGGGCUGGAGCCCACCAGCCAUUACCGGAUGUUUGUGGACAUGGUCUUGGUGGACCAGCACCACUGGCGAUAUCAGAGCGGCAAGUGGGUGCAGUGUGGAAAGGCCGAGGGCAACAUGCCAGGAAACCACCAGUACGUGCACCCAGAUUCGCCCAACACUGGAGCCCACUGGAUGCGCCAGGAAGUUUCAUUCGGGAAACUAAAACUCACAAACAACAAGGGGGCCUCCAACAAUGUGACCCAGAUGAUCGUGCUCCAGUCCCUCCAUAAGUACCAGCCCCGGCUGCACAUUGUGGAGAUUAAUGAUGGAGAGCCAGAGCCGGCCUGCAUUACCUCCAAAACGCAUGUCUUUACUUUCCAAGAAACCCAGUUUAUUGCUGUGACUGCCUACCAGAAUGCCGAGAUUACUCAGCUGAAAAUUGAUAAUAACCCUUUUGCCAAAGGAUUCCGGGAGAACUUUGAGUCCAUGUAUGCAUCUGUUGACACCAGCGUCCCCUCCCCGCCUGGAUCCAACUGUCAAUUGCUUGGGGGAGACCACUACUCUCCUCUCCUACCCAACCAGUAUCCUGUUCCCAGCCGUUUCUACUCCGACCUUCCUGGCCAGGCCAAGGAUGUGGUUCCCCAGCCUUACUGGUUGGGGGCUCCCCGGGACCACAGCUAUGAGGCCGAGUUUCGAGCAGUCAGCAUGAAACCUACAUUCCUGCCCUCUGCCCCCGGGCCCACCAUGUCCUACUACCGAGGCCAAGAAGUCCUGGCACCUGGAGCUGGCUGGCCUGUGGCCCCCCAGUACCCUCCCAAGAUGGGCCCAGCCAGCUGGUUUCACCCCAUGCGGACUCUACCCAUGGAACAUGGUCCUGGCGCUUCAGAGGGGCGGGGGCCAGAGGACCAGGGCCUCCCCUUGUUGUGGACUGAGAUCACCUCCAUCCGGCCAGAGUCCAGUGACUCAGGGCUGGGCGAAGGAGACUCUAAGAGGAGGCGUGUGUCCCCCUAUCCUUCCAGCGGCGACAGCUCCUCCCCUGCUGGGGCCCCUUCUCCUUUUAAUAAGGAAACUGAAGGCCAGUUUUAUAACUAUUUUCCCAAUUGAGCAGAUGAUGUGAAAAGGACAGAAACGUUGUUAUUAGGUUGCAGGACACCAACUAACUUGGCAACAGACUCAGGACCGAGCGGCCCCCGCAUCCUCUGUCUCUUCUCCUUUCGUAGUUGGUUGAGGAAGAGGGGGGCCAAGAAGGAUUCUGGAGUUCACUUGCUGCUUCCUGGCCCACAAGGAAAGCUGAGAGGUGCGUCCCUCUCUUUCCUUCGCCCUGACUACAGUCAUUUACCUGGUGCUGCUUCUGGCUGUGGGUUCCCAGCUGGAGAACAGAGAACAGAGAACAGAGGACAGGAGGUCUUGGACACGAACCAGCUUCCUCUCUUCUGGGGCAGUUGAGGGGCGGGGGUCAGGGGGCAAAGGCCUAGAACUGGAAACUCUCUUCCUUUAUAGAGUAACUUUGAGCAUUUUUGUUUGUGUCUGUGUUAAUCCCUGAUCUGAAAAUAAAGAUACAUGGAUUUUCUACCAGCCAGCCAGCCAGGGUCAGGCAGAGGACUCCAGGGACUUUGGGCAGCUGGCCUGGGCCCCACCCGCUCAGAGACAGUGGGGUCCUGAGGAAGGGGCUGGGAAGGGGUAUGCUGCCCAUCUUGAGAAGUAAAGUCUUGG
This is a messenger RNA of Equus quagga, 2378 nucleotides long. RefSeq names its product T-box transcription factor 21 (gene TBX21). Gene Ontology annotation, cellular component: nucleus. Gene Ontology annotation, molecular function: RNA polymerase II cis-regulatory region sequence-specific DNA binding; DNA-binding transcription factor activity, RNA polymerase II-specific. The transcript is spliced from 6 exons. NCBI's taxonomy places the organism in Eukaryota, Metazoa, Chordata, Mammalia, Perissodactyla, Equidae. The record is from RefSeq and is a predicted model, not a curated record. Bases 162 to 1769 code for a protein of 535 amino acids. Gene Ontology annotation, biological process: positive regulation of DNA-templated transcription; lymphocyte migration; cell fate specification.